Molecule: messenger RNA, 481 nt
Organism: Theobroma cacao (cacao)
Lineage: Eukaryota; Viridiplantae; Streptophyta; Magnoliopsida; Malvales; Malvaceae
Source: RefSeq, a predicted model, not a curated record
AUGAGUCCUCCGAUAAAGGCAAGGAAAUUGCAUGUGAGGAUCAGUAGUCAGAAUACUUCGAAAAUUCGCACUGUAGAAAUUGGGCUACACAGAAACAGCUCGGAGAUGGAAAAACUCAACUCACAGCUAUAUUGGCAGAACUACUGCAUAAUCAAGGAAAACGAAAGGUUGAGGAGGAAGGCUCAACAGCUGAACCAGGAGAACCAGGCUUUGUUGUCUGAGCUGAAGCAAAAGCUAGCCAAAGGAUGCUCCAAUCCAGAACAAGGCUCCUGUCUUAGCUCCACAUCCAACCCAAACUACAGUGACCCCAGCAAACCGUAACCAUAAUCAUAAGACUGCAUUCAUUGCAUUUAUUUUUAACCACAGGUACCUUUCUGCUGUUAUCUAUGCAAUUUCUAUAUUGGAGGAAGAAAAUAUUGGUUUAUUUGAAUAAUGAAGUUCUGAGCACCAAAAUAUGAAUGACACGAUAAUUUUAACUUUC